This is a messenger RNA of Porites lobata, 1041 nucleotides long. Lineage: Eukaryota; Metazoa; Cnidaria; Anthozoa; Scleractinia; Poritidae. The record is from the annotation of a GenBank genome assembly.
UUUAACCAACGCUUUUAUCAAACCCCAUUUAUCGUGAAUAAUUUCAAUAAAGCAGACUGGAAAAGCACUUAUUUUCUUAAACUAGUUAGUGUAGUUGCCGUAGUUGGUGUAGUUGAUGUAGUUAGUGUUGUUGGUGUAGUUACUGUAGUUGCUGUAGCUGGUGUACUAGCUGUAGUUGGUGUAGUUAGUGUAGUUGGUGUAGUAGCUGAAGUUGCUGUAGUAGCUCUAGUAGGUGUAGUUAGUGUGGUUGGUGUAGUUGGUGUAGUAGGUGUAGUAGCUGUAGUAGGUAUAGUUGGUGUAGUAGCUGUAGUUGGUGUAGUAGCUGUAGUUGGUGUAGUUAGUGUAGUUGGUGUAGUUAGUGUAGUAGCUGUAGUUGGUGUAGUUAGUGUAGUUGCUGUAGUUGAUGUAGUUGGUGCAGUAGCUGUAAUUGGUGUAGUUAGUGUAUUUACUGUAGUAGCUGUAGCUGGUUUAGUUAGUGUUAUAGUUUCUAUAGUUGGUGUAGUUAGUGUAGUUGCUGUAGUUGCUGUAGUUGGUGUAGUUAGUGUAGUGUGUGUAGUUAGUGUAGUUCGUGUAGUAUAUGCAGUCGGUGUAGUAUGUGUAGUUGGUGAAGUUAGUGUAGUUGGUGUAGUAUAUAUAGUUGGUGUAGUUGGUGUAGUUGGUGUAGGAUAUGAAGUAUGUGUAGUAUGUGUAGUUGGUGUAGUUUGUGUAGCUGGUGUACUUAGUGUAGUUGGUGUAGUAUGUGUAGUUGGUAUAGAAUAUGUAGUUGGUGUAGUUGGUGUAGUAUGUGUAGUUGGUGUAGUUUGUGUGGUUGGUGUAGUUAGUGUAGUUGAUGUAGUUACUGUAGUUGGUGUAGUUAGUGUAGUUGCUGUUGUUAAAGUAGUUAGUGUAGUUGCUGUAGUUGGUGUAGUUGAUGUAGUUAGUGUAGUUGGUGUAGUAGUUAGUGUAGUAUGUGUAGUUGGUGUAGUUUGUGUGGUUGGUGUAGUUAGUGUAGUUGAUGUUGUUACUGUAGUUGGUGUAGUAUGUGUGGUUUGUGUAGUUGGU